Molecule: messenger RNA, 1858 nt
Organism: Rhodofomes roseus
Lineage: Eukaryota; Fungi; Basidiomycota; Agaricomycetes; Polyporales; Fomitopsidaceae
Exons: 3
Coding region: 61-1734 (557 amino acids)
Source: RefSeq, a predicted model, not a curated record
UGGUCUGUUAUCCGCCCCAUCAACCCUUUCAUCUACGUCCCCAUCGCCUAUGACACUGGCAUGCAGUCCCGCCUGAUUGAGAACGAUGACGUCCUCCGCGAGGUGUUCAAAUUUCUGGACCCAUCCACGACGGAAGACCCACGGUUGAACGAUCAGACCGAACACGAAAAUAACUGUCGAGGGGCACUCGCCCGGUCCGCUCGUGUAUCAAGGGUGCUGUCAGACCAUGCACUGAACGUGCUCUGGCGGAAGAUAGAAGGCCUGCUGGAUUUCUUCAGCAUCCUGCCGUCAUUCAGGAGGGAGUUGAUUGAGCCCCGCGACGACGACGAAGGAUACAGUGACGAUGAACCUCACAGCAAGCCCCUUUGGCGGUUCACAGGCCCAAUCACGUCUUUGGAUUGGCAACGAUACCAGCAAUACGCUCAGCGUGUCCGUGUCCUCUCCCUUGCAUGGACACCGGGCAAGGUCGAUCCUGCCGUCUUCGUCGAGAUCGCCCGCCUCAGCGACGGAGGUCCUCUGUUCCCUGGCUUGAUAGAGCUAGACAUCCAAACAUAUGACCACCUCGAGGCCAUACCAUCUACCCUCAUAUCGCCAUACCUCCGCAAGCUACACGCCACAGAUCUAGGGGAUGUGCUAGGAGACCCAUCGACUAAGCCUGCACAAGCACCCCUCGCAGAACUUGUACGCGCUGCAUUCCUGAAUGCGCGACUGCUGGAGGACGUCAGCCUCGAGGGCUCCAAUGUAGGCCCCAUGGAGAACCUGCUGCCCAUGACAGAGUGCACUCGCUUGCGACGGGUGUCGCUCGUAGACGUCGCAUGCGAUGCACGGCUGUUGAGCGGAUGGUCGCGCAUUAACUGCCUGGGCGACCUCGCCCUCGAGGUCAAUUCCAAUUCUUCCGUCGGCAGAGAGCACCUGGAAUUCGCUCAUCUUCACUGCCUGACGGUCCGAGGCGAUCUAAAAUGCCUCGCGGAUCUGUUCGCCCACAUCUCCGCUCCAUCCCUCAAUUACCUUCGCAUUCAGGUUCAACAGCCGCCGGGACACGGUCGUGAACAGGUGUCCGAGUGCUUUGCAGCGCUGAGCUCAAGCUUCGGCUCGACACUGCGACAUUUCCACCUCGCUUCAUUCUGUGAUGGUCAUGACCGGGGCCAACGAUGGCCUGAGCAACCACUCAUUGACAUUAUCCGCCCGUUAUUAGACAUGCACAUGCUUCAGACGGUGUCGAUCACGCCGCCGAGGUGGUGGUCUGUCACUCUAUCCGACGAAGCUGUCCGCGACAUCGCGACGGCAUGGCCGCACCUCGUCUCGCUGCAGAUCUAUCUCCUCAACGCCCAUUCCACCGCCACUUGGGAGAGCCUCAUCGAGCUCGCAAGUGUGUGUAGUAAUCUGAGAACCUUAGUUCUCCCCCAGCUUGACCUGCGAACCUUCGCUCCUCCUCUCGCCGACAAGCAACCUAGCCUCUACCAUCCUCUCGAAGUGCUCACGCUCGACUAUUCAUUCGCCCACAAUCAGGUCGAGGACUCGCACACAUUUGCGCAGUUCCUAGAUCGCACGUUCCCGAACUUGGAUCUCGGGACGUCCGUCAUUCGAAGGGUAGACAUCCCGGGCGGUCAGCGUCACCCGCUGUGCAGGGAGGUCAUGGAGCUUCUAAGGAACUUCCAGCAGUCUAGGGAACGUCAGAUCGCGUCGAGCGGGAAGCAUGUCAUGGUAUCGUCGCCUGCAGCACAAACAGUAUAGGUCGAAACGCAGCUGGUAGCUGUUGGGAAUCAGUGGCUAUUGGGUCGAAAACUGAUGCUGUAUGGAAAGAUUCAGGCCCCAUACUGAACAGGAAACUUGUAUAUCUCACCACGGUCUCGUCCGG